UUUACUAUUAAAAUUAAUGUAUUAGCUGCAGUUUUUAACAAAUAUCACAACACACUGUUAUAUUAAAAACAUAAUGUGAGAUUCCUCCGCAGAAGGUUGUAGAAGGUUCUUGAAAGUUCGAGAAGCCUCGAUUUGAGUAGGGGAAUCCCCCCCAAAGUUUAGAAAACUUUACCGCGGCACAGGAGUAACUUGGCUCAUUCUUACGCAAUAAUAUAAAAUAUCAACAGUAUAUUUUACGAGCACCAGACAAUUUAAAACGUACAGAGACAAACGAUUGGCGAACACUGUGAGAAAUACAAAGAACAGUCUGAUUCGCAGGUGAGUGGCACAACAGUCAACAGAAACAAGGAUAAUUAUAGAAGGCAAAAUAAUGUCAAUGAGGUUGAUGAUCCUUCUUCUGGCUGUAAUGGCUACACCAGAACUGGUCCUGGAGGCGUCUGCUGUUCCUGUCCCCGAGUUCGUUUGGGUUGAAAAUCCAGAUUACAACCAAAAAGUGUAUUGCAGGAAUAUAAUUUGUUACCCUGGACAGGAAGCAGUACCAUGUAAGCCAUGGGACAAAUACUCAUCCACUUGUAGAGACUGUAAGAAUGGGACUUACCAGACAUCAACAAAUGAUUUGCUGAACAAUUGCUCACCAAAGACGAUCUGCAGUGACCAGCCGGAGUCUGCGUACCACUGCACAGAGUAUGAAUCCUGGGGUUCCACUACAGAGGACGCCAAGUGUCGAUGUCUGGAAGGCUGCUAUAAGGACAAUAAUGCCUAUGCUUGUCUACGAGCACCUGAUGUCCCCACCACCAAGAAAGUGUGCCCCCUGGGGAGAAUUGCAGAUGGGAAAGGUGACUGCUCAGAUUGUCAAGACGGCUGGUUUUCCAAGGCAGGCCUCUCUGAUGUCCCUUGUCAAGAGCACACCAACUGUACGUCUUUGGGAAAAUGUGUAAUCCAGAGAGGCAACAGUACUGCAGAUAAUGAGUGUUCUGUCAAAACAGUAUCUGAUCCCUCAAGCUGUGGACAGACCCCUGAUGAGAUCCCUGCUAUACCAAUUGCUAAGGAUGAUGGGAUAUCAGUAGGAGGAUGGGUCGGCAUUGCCAUUGCCAUUGCAGUAUUUACCUUUGCUGUACUUGGUGUUUGCUACUGUAUGCACAAGUUUGAAAAGGGUUGCUUCAAACACUCUCCUCCAAGUUGCCUCACUUCUGAAGACAUUGGCUCAAGGGAGGACUUUGUAGAUGGAGACUAUGCUUUUCAGAAUGAAGUGCUUAGAGAGGUUUUCGAACUCCUAGAAAAAGAGAUACCAGAGUGCUGGGAGGAACUUAUAGGACAUCUUUGGCCAAAUGAUAAAGUGGAAACCAUUCGUGCUUCAGUUUUUAAUGACAUGGGAGAGAAAUCAAGCACUCUGAGGCAGAAAAUGAACUGUGUGCUACACUUGUGGAAGCAACGGAAUGCCGAGCAGGCCACUGUGAAAGUUUUAGAGAAGGCGGUGAAGAAAAUUAGCAGCAACAAAGUCAAGGCAGUGGUUGAGAGGAUUCAUGAUGUUGUUAAAAAGGUCAGGAGUUUAAGAGAUGGGGACCAACCAGAGAGCUCCUCUGUUGAGAUCCAGCUGUGACCAAGGUGAAGGUCAUGGACUUGACAAUUUAGACAAUGACAGAAGCCAGGAUGAGAGGGACCCAGGACCAGAAGUAAUUGUAGAUGUCGCUGAAGUUCACUAUAGCAACAGACCUUCAAGUCAGUGCGAAGGAUGUUUAGGUUUGGAACAUCUCCAGCGAUCAAGUUCAGAACACAGCAUGAACAGAUUUGCCUCACAACCAUAUCUAUCACCCCUCCGCCACUCUGUCUCUGAGCCCAACAACGAACAGGAAAUGAAACUUUGCGAGUUAAAAUCGCACCACUAUGAGGGCGACUCAGCUCAAACAUCUGGCAUUGAUCUCUCUUUCAAAUCCUUAAAUGUUAGUUCUACAGAUGUGGCAAUGGUACAGGAUUAGUAGCCAGUCGUGAUAGUCUAGGUUCACUAAGUGUAGAUUCUUAAAAUUUUGUAUUCUGUAUUAUGUCAAAAGGGGGUAGCCUUGAAAGGUCAAGCAAAGAAGUCACAACAGGAAAUUUUUUUAAUAUCCCCU
Lingula anatina is the source of this 2108-nucleotide messenger RNA. RefSeq lists its product as uncharacterized. The record is from RefSeq and is a predicted model, not a curated record. NCBI's taxonomy places the organism in Eukaryota, Metazoa, Brachiopoda, Lingulata, Lingulida, Lingulidae.